This is a messenger RNA of Spodoptera exigua (beet armyworm), 4478 nucleotides long. Lineage: Eukaryota; Metazoa; Arthropoda; Insecta; Lepidoptera; Noctuidae. The record is from the annotation of a GenBank genome assembly.
CACCGGCAUUGCUUGGAUGGGGACGUUCACGCGCGCUUUCUUAUCGAUUUCCUCGCAAAGUGUAUGACACAGUGUUAUUUUGAUGUUUUUUCACCAAAAACGUGACAAAUAAUACAAUGUCACGUCACUAGACUGUUCAAAGUUUAAGUGUUGUCGUGGUUUCAUUUUAUUUUAAAAUUUAAAUUCAAAUUUUGUGCUUGACUGAAAACAUUGCUGUUAUGUGCGAUGAUAAUGGAAUUGUUAUUGGAAUUAAAAUGAGUGUCUAAAACAAUGCAGAAAACCCGAGGGUAACCGAAACUACGACAAACACGAACGAACGAAAUGUUAAUAAACUGAACGCAUUCAAAACAGAGAGAGAGACACAGCGAGAAAGAGACAGAGCUCAAUCCGAAAAUAGUGCGUUCGAAAAUAGAAAAAAAAAUGGCUCAAUCUCAUUCAGUGAUCGAAGAUACAGCGGCGGGGACGGGCGCCGCGCGCUGGUGGGAAGCACCAUGGAAAACUAUGGCCGACUUAGCAGAAGCAGUGGACGAUCUCAUAUGUAGUUUCGAUUAUAUGGACACUGCCAUGGACAACCUAGUCAUGCUAAUCUUUAUAUGGAUACUAUUCUCCAUCGUCCUGUUAGGCAUCGCAAAAUGGGCGUAUUCCCGAUUCGCGAACAAGGUAGCCGAGGUCGAUACAAAACAAAAAACUACUGUGGAAGAAGUGAAGAAAACAUCGAACGAAAUUAUUAAUAGUGCUGAUAGCGUGCUUGUUACUAGUGCUAAGGUUAAAAGUGCUUCGUUUAAACCUGCUAAGCCCACUGGGUUCGUGCCAGCCACCCCUCCAAACAAGAGAAGGUUAGGUCGCAUGUCCCCUGGGCCCGAACAACUGACGCUGAAGAAACACCAAAGCAUCAUAGUACCUACGUGUACGGGCCCCGACCCGCCGAGUGUGCAAUGGGUGAAUGACCUAUUGACGUGGUUAUAUAAUGAUCUAGUUAUUGUGAAUGAACUGGUGCAGCAAUGGAUUGUGUCCAUGAACGAGUUCUCCAAGAAGUCCGUCGAAGAGCAAGGUAUCGGGGUGGAGCUGGUCCGCGCGCUGGACAGCCAUCCGCCAAAUAUCUCCAACGUCUUCUGCGAGUGCGACUCUAAGGAUGACGUCACUAUCACCUGUGACUGUGAAGCCACGCCCGCCUUUCAGCUGAAGGCUUUCAGCCAGCGAGGCGAGAAAGUGGAAGUGUCACAUUAUAGAGUUAACGUCAACCGGUUCCGCGCUCGUUUGAACGUGGUAUGUGUAACGGACAAGUUGACGGGCGAGUUGAAAUGUGAUGGCUGGCCCGAAGUGAAGGUAGCACUGGCGCCAGUAGGCGCACUCAGGCCUAAUGCCACUGAGAAUGAUCUACAACAGACUAUCAGUGAUAUAGUAGUAGCAGCGCUGCGCAGUACAAACCUUCAGUUCAACCUCGCACACUACCCGACGUGCCCGCGUCUGCGGCGGUAUGUAGAGACGCCUGGACCUCGGCUGCCGUUACAUUAUGAUUCUAUGCUUCAACAAGACCGUCAGAUGUACACGUCGACACCAAACUCGACGGCUGGCAACGUCACCCUGCUGGGAGACAAGAGGCUGCUCGUCAAACUUGUCUGCGCUAAGGACUUAGGAGGUAAAGCGGGUUGCGUGGCACCGUACUGCGUCGUGGAGAUGGAUGAGCCACCGCAGAAGAACCAGACAGCCUUCAAGAAAGACACCAUUAAUCCACAAUGGGAGGAACAUUUCCUAUUUGACCUGUCUCCGCAGACGGCGGAGCUGUUGUUUGAGGUAUACGACCGCACCGGGCCGCCCUCGCCCGGCGGUGGACCUUCACAGCACAGGUUCCUAGGUCUGGGCCUGGUGGGUAUCGACGAGCUUCUAGCGGCUCCCUCCCAGCGCCAGCAGAUCGCGCUGCAGACUCGGCCCAUGGAGGAACAUGACGUCAGCGGGACACUCACUGUUGAGUUCCUGUUCAUCGAGGGAGCAGAUAUCCCGGACCUGGGCUCCCGGCCUGUGAAGAUCAAGGAGAGCCUCCGCACAGUAUCACCGCACGGACACCUGACCACCACCACCAAAACUAUAUUCAAACAGAAUGGCCACGACAACUCACAAUUAACGGAAUCGGCUCUUCGCGAACUAGAGCUGAGCCCGACCAACGCAGCCAACAAGUCCACGCUCAUCAUACACUCUGUGCAAAGGGAACCGAAGAAAUCCAUCAAGCAGGGUGACUACGUGCAGCAGCAGAAUGAGAACGUCCCGCCGGAGCCCGCGCCUCGUAAGCGGAGACGAGACUUCUUCGGAACUAUUAAGAGAAGACUGGGCCGGUCCCGCACUCGCGGUGCGUCUCUAGAUCUCACAGACUCAGAGGUUGAGAACCAGAGUCGCAUACGCAGUAUCAGCGCCGAGAGGAAUGCACAUGAGAAGGCGCUGUCCAUCCCGAAUAGGAACGUUUACUCAGCGGGCGCAUCGCCUGCGCAGUCCGGGGAUGAAUCCCGGACAUCAAGAAGGUCGUCUCUCAGUGAGGUCUCCGGAUUCAGUACAGCGUCAGCCAGGACAUUCAUCCAUGAGGCUUCGACCCUGGUUCUGGAGACAAUAGAAGCUGGUAUCAAGAAGCACUAUUUGGUGCCUCUGACCAUUGCCCAGAGGUCCCGAUGGAGACGGAAGGGUAUCAAGCUUCAUAUCUACAAUGAACAUACUUUCAUCGCCAAGCAUCUUAGUGGUGGCACAGUGUGCGAAGUAUGCACGAAGACUAUAGCGCGGCGGCUCGGCAAGCAAGGCUACGAGUGCCGCGACUGUACGCUCAAGUGCCACAAGCAUUGCCACGUCAAGGUUGCCACCAACUGCCCCCGGUCCACCGUGCACAAUAUGGAGCUAUCCAUGCUCCCAGUGUUAACUGAAUAAACAAGUAAAGCAAGAAGACUGCAAGAAAAAAAUAAAAAAAAUACAAAAAAAAAAUAUAUGUAUUACGACAAGCAAUUCUCACUCAGGACAUACAUCGCAUCUCCGUACGCAGAUAAAAAUAUAAGAAUGUUGUGAUUUCUAUUGAGAGUCAAAUAGCUUGCGAAGUGCACAAAGCAUCGAUUUCAAACAAAUCUACUUAAAUUAUUAUAACAUAAGUACAACACAUAUGUACCCAGCUGAAAUAUAUACGAUAUAGGCUUUUUUACAUAUAUUUAUAUGAAAAAAUGAAGUUUAAAAUUAGUGUUUAAGUGGAAAUUAGGAUUUUUCAGCGUCGCUGACUUUUUAAAAAUCUUGAUAAUGUACCCGCUUGUCACUGUUGGAAGGAGUUUUAUUCAGAUGAUAUUGUAUUACUGUUGUAUGAACUAUGACGUAAGGAUAUAUUGAUAGCUGUAACCAAGUCUUGUUCGUUACGCCGCUACCGUCUGAGCAAAUCAAAUUCCCUCGGCGCUAAUUGUUAGAAUUAGUUUAGGUAUCGCUAGAGCCCACCAUCAAAGCCAAUUUCGAAAAAUAUUAGAUUUCAUUACCACAUAAAAUACUUUUAUAAACGAUUAAAUUUUAAAAAUGUCAGCCAAACGAUUUUAAGAAUUUUUACACAAAAUUUUCUACCUCAUUUCUUCAAAGUUACGACAAUAUUAAAUCAAUUUUAUAGUUACCAUUAUUUCUUUAUUAUUAUUAUUUUUGUUGUUGACAACACUUAAUGUUUUAUUGUAAAAAAAUGAAAUUGUAUAACUCGAAAUAUUUAUUUUUAAGUUUUAAUACUUAAUUGUGCUUUUUCGCACAAAAAUGUGAUCUGUAAUCGUCGAAUGUGCAAUAAGUCUAAUAUUUAAUAGUCUUAAUAUACACGCGCUUUGAGCUUUCAAAUUUAUACCUUACUAUCUUAGGAAUUAAUAUUUGGCCAUAACUUCACAGUGACCACCUAGUAGACUUUUGAAAUUGUAACUGGGCAUUGAAAAACCAACAUUUUUAAGCAGUAAAAAGACAAAACUAAAAAAAAUCGACUAAGCUGAAAGCCGGAAUCGAAUAAUCGAUACUCAAUUUUAUACUGUUACAGUAAUUUUAUCCGCUGUCACGAUUGAUGCAAUUUGGACAAUCCUCAGUAUAAUAUAGAAUUUUCUCGUAUGUAAGUAUGCGUAUUGUUGAUUUUUUGUUCAUUAGAGUGACUGACUGUAAAAGUAUCUUGCUACAAAUAUUUUGUGCCUUAGUUUCCCUCCUACCCGUAUAAGGCAUAAACUAAGUCUUAAGGCCUAGAUAAUAUGGUACUAAAUACAGACUGCGUUAAUCUAUCAAAUCGCUAGAGAUUUUUAGUCGAUUAUAUUGCCAGGAUGUGCCUAAUUUUUUGAAAAAAUCGACUAAAUUUUUGUUUUAACUAGUCGAAUAGUGUAUUGUUCUGUCCAGUACAUAAUAUUUGUAGCACAAGUUGUUUUUUAAGUUACAAAAAGAAAUGUUCUUAAUAAAUAAUUAAAUCAUGACAAACUAUAAGUGUAUCUUAUAUACUAAGUGUUAACACAUAA